This is a messenger RNA of Rotaria sp. Silwood2, 897 nucleotides long. Lineage: Eukaryota; Metazoa; Rotifera; Eurotatoria; Philodinida; Philodinidae. The record is from the annotation of a GenBank genome assembly.
AUGAAUCCAGAGUCGUAUACUCGUGCCUAUGAUGCUGUUAUUCAAGGCAUUCGACGACACACCAAUAAUACUCAAAUGAAAUACGUGGGAUUGUCUCUAGGAGGGCACAAUGAAUUCGAAUGGUAUCGUUAUUUUCUUAAUCAUUCAAAUCAUGCACCGAAUAUUCCACUUGAUAUGAUUGCAUAUCAUUUUUAUGCCUGGUCUGAAUCACGUACAGACCCAUUAGAUUACGAAGCACUUUUCGAACAACUUGACACGUUCACUUUUGAAGUUGAGCAAAUCGAAGAGAUUCGCAAGAGCCUUUCUCCAGAGACGCGGACAACCAUCGAUGAGUUGGGUGUUAUUCUCGCUGAUGAUAAUACGCCAGGUGUGCCUCAGUUUCCUCUAAUCUUUUGGAAUGCAGCUGGUGUAUUGUAUGCGUAUUCAUGGGCGAAAUUGUCACAACAAGGUAUCGAUGUUGUCGGGCAAAGUCAACUAGUUGGUUACCCUAAACUAUCGAAUCUUCAACUUCAACCACAAUAUCCAAGCGUAUCUAUGGUAAAUUGGACAACUGGUGCCGGAACAGCGAAAUACUGGAUAUCAAAAUUGUUGAUCGAUACGGCCGAAAUUGACAGUGAUCAAGCAGUGAGAACACAAACAUCAGAUCUAAACGGAAAAUAUGUGUUUAGUCAAGGAUUCAUCUGCAGAAAUGGUCAACGAUGGGUGCUGAUCAUCAACAAACGCUUUGCAAAUGUCGACGUAUUUCUACCUGGUGCUACUGGUGGUAAACUAGAAGUAGUAAAUGAAGCAUCAGGCUUCGGUCCAGCAAUCAUCACUGAAUUACCCUUGAGUCGAAUCACGCUAACACCCUUCGCCGUUGCUGUUGUUCAUAUGCCUCUCAUGGACGUCAAUAUUUAA